AUGGUCCUAGGCUACGCGGCCUUGUCACGUCCUUUCUCGUAUCGACCAGCUGCUGACGACGUGGCGGGCUCCUCCGCUCUUGACUCAGCAAAGACGUAUCAUGGACGCAUCUCCGGUUCUUCGGGACGUUCUCGGGACUCCGAGGUCUCCUCCUCGCAUGGUCCUUCGGAUGUCGAUAUUACUCGCCAUGGGCGCCAUGGCUGCCGCCAACAUUCACAGAAGCAUCAUGCUCCUAUCUUUCACAUUCACAUACUUUUCCACCACCAGCGACAGUUUUUCUCCUAA
Molecule: messenger RNA, 285 nt
Organism: Dibothriocephalus latus
Lineage: Eukaryota; Metazoa; Platyhelminthes; Cestoda; Diphyllobothriidea; Diphyllobothriidae
Source: the annotation of a GenBank genome assembly